This is a messenger RNA of Akanthomyces muscarius, 2910 nucleotides long. RefSeq lists its product as uncharacterized. The record is from RefSeq and is a predicted model, not a curated record. Bases 1 to 2910 code for a protein of 969 amino acids. Gene Ontology annotation, cellular component: mitochondrion; nucleus. Gene Ontology annotation, biological process: Okazaki fragment processing involved in mitotic DNA replication; lagging strand elongation; DNA repair. The transcript has 5 exons. Gene Ontology annotation, molecular function: ATP binding; DNA ligase (ATP) activity; DNA binding. Lineage: Eukaryota; Fungi; Ascomycota; Sordariomycetes; Hypocreales; Cordycipitaceae.
AUGCAGCGAUACGUUCGGCGCGUCGCAGCAACGAUAGCCAGCGACAAAAAUCACAGCUACCACUAUUUAAUUGGCGGCCCUCUCUAUUACUCGGGCGGCGUUGCUGACAGUUCCAAAGAACGCAUAGACUCCCGAUCGCCGAAAGUUUCCUCCCGCAGGCCCUGUGGCAAACUCUGGCCCUCGCCCAGCCUGCCGCAUUGCCGCUUCUUCACGCUGGCUUCAAGCGGAGUAUUGGGACGAUUGGUGCUGCGCCAUACUAUUUCUGCCGCAUCGGUGCUUCAACGAGCACACACCCCAAGAUUCAGCACCAUGGCGCCCAAGCAGGCGACUUUGGGGUAUGUAAAACCUUCUCAGACAUCGAUUGGCAAAUUCUUCGGCUCCAAGUCCGAUGGACCAGCUCGACAAUCUAAGCUUGCCUUCUCGGCAAAGCCCAAGAGUGAGGCAGAAACUGCCGACGAUGGCUCAAGCACGAAAGAAAACACAGAUCCAGACUCUGACUCGAAAAAGCGCGUUCGAUUAGAGGCAAACGGCGACUCGAAGGCAUCGAUCAAACCGGAGGAAGACGAAGAAAGCGCUCCAGUUGCGAAGCGCCCCCGACGCAGCCGAGUAAGAAGGGUUGAGGACGAUGACGAGGAUAUUGUCCCUACAACAGAGACGGUCAAGAAAGAGGAGCACAUGGACUCGCCCGUCAAGGUUGAAUCCUCUGUUGAGCCCAGUCCCGAGCCUAGUCCCGAGCCGUUGGUCAAGAAGGAGAAAGACGUCGACCAAGAAUUCAAGGAGGAGGCCGCGGCUGAAUCUGGCUCUGAUGUCGAAGGCGAUGCAGAUUUGGAAGAGAAGCCCGAAGUUGCCGCCAAGGCGCGUCAGCUGGCUCAGACCAAACUCAACUCAAAAAUCAAGGAUCCAUAUCCCGACUGGAAGCCUGGUGCCCCCGUCCCAUACGCUGCCUUGUGCACAACUUUUUCCCUCAUUGAAAUGACUACCAAGCGACUGAUCAUCAUGGAACACUGUGCGCUUUUCUUACGCCAAGUCAUGCGCCUAACUCCCGACGACCUACUCCCCACAGUCUUGCUCAUGAUCAACAAGCUGGCUCCCGACUAUGCUGGUAUCGAACUUGGUAUCGGCGAGUCGCUCAUUAUGAAGGCUAUUGGCGAGUCCACUGGAAGAAGUCUGCAAGUCAUCAAGGCCGACCAGAAGGAUAUCGGUGAUCUCGGCCUCGUCGCUCUAAAGAGCAGAUCUACACAACCAACCAUGUUCAAGCCGAAGCCACUGACAGUUCGCGGUGUGCAUCAGGGCCUAAUGGGCAUUGCCACUGUCACUGGAAACGGAGCGCAAGGGCGCAAGGUCGACGGUAUCAAGAAGCUUCUCUCUGCUUCUGAUGCCCACAAUACUGGCAAGGUCGAUAUAACAAAAGACAAGGGCGGUCCCAGCGAGGCCAAGUACAUUAUUCGAUUUCUCGAAGGCAAGCUUCGACUGGGCCUAGCAGAAAAAACCGUACUAGUAUCGCUUGCGCAGGCCGUUGUAUGCCACGAGGCCGACAAGCGUGGCAAGCUGCCUAGCACGUCGGACAUGGAAAAGGGCGAGAGUAUCCUUAAGACAGUUUACAGCGAGUUGCCGAGUUACGAUGUCAUCAUCCCUGCCAUGCUCUCCCAUGGUAUUCUCAAUUUACGUGAUCAGUGCAAGUUGCAACCUGGUGUGCCGCUGAAGCCCAUGUUGGCCAAACCUACCAAAGCCAUCACCGAAGUUCUAGAUCGCUUUGAGGGCCAAACGUUCACCUGCGAAUACAAGUACGACGGCGAGCGCGCUCAGAUCCAUUACGUGGCCAAGGAUGCUCCCCAGGAGCUCAGCCAGGCAGCGCCGGGUGCUAACAAAGAAGCCGCCAAGGGAGUGGCCAGCAUCUUCUCUCGCAACUCAGAAGACCUGUCUAAGAAGUACCCCGAUAUUCUGGCCAAGCUGCACACUUGGGUCAAGGAAGACACCAUGAGCUUUGUGCUUGACUGCGAGACUGUAGCCUGGGAUACGGUGGAAAAGACGGUACUACCCUUCCAGCAGCUCAUGACCAGAAAGAAGAAGGACGUCAAAGUGGAAGACGUUAAGGUCAAGGUCUGCGUAUUUGCCUUUGAUCUCCUCUACCUGAAUGGCCAGCCCGUCGUGGAAAGUUCACUGCGGGAGCGAAGAGAGCUUCUACAACAGGCGUUCACACCUGUGGAAGGCGAGUUUUCUUUUGCCACUUCCAUGGAUGGCCAGGAGCUCGAUGAUAUUCAAGUGUUCCUGGACGAAAGUGUCAAGGCCUCUUGUGAAGGCCUUAUGGUGAAGAUGCUGGACGGCAAAGAGAGUGGAUACGAGCCCAGUAAGCGAAGUCGAAACUGGCUCAAGAUCAAGAAGGAUUACCUCUCUGGUGUCGGCGACUCCUUGGAUCUCGUCGUCCUGGGCGCCUACUACGGCCGCGGCAAGCGCACGUCCGUCUAUGGCGCUUUUCUGCUCGCCUGCUACAACCCCAACUCGGAUAGCUACGAGACCGUGUGCAACAUUGGCACGGGCUUCUCCGAGCAGGUCCUCGAGGAGCUGCACGCGUCUCUGUCCGCCAUUACCAUCGACCGCCCCAAGCCCUUUUACUCGCACUCGUCCGGCAAUCAGCACCAACCCGACGUCUGGUUCGAGCCCCAGUACGUAUGGGAGGUCAAGACGGCUGACCUCACUCUCAGCCCGCGCUACAAGGCCGGCUGCAAGGAGGGCGUCGACCCCGCCGGCGGCAAGGGCAUCAGUCUGCGCUUCCCGCGCUUCAUCAAGAUUCGCGACGACAAGAAGCCCGACGAGGCCACGUCGAGUCGGCAGGUGGCGGAAAUGUACCGCAAGCAGGAGAGCGUGACCAAGAACAAGGGUCCGUCUGUGGAUGACGACUUUGAGUACUAA